Messenger RNA from Drosophila serrata, 610 nucleotides. RefSeq lists its product as uncharacterized. Lineage: Eukaryota; Metazoa; Arthropoda; Insecta; Diptera; Drosophilidae. The record is from RefSeq and is a predicted model, not a curated record.
ACACUCAUUCAGUUGUGAAAUAUAUCUCCUAUCGCAAGGUUCUCUAAAAACUCGGAAAAUGCUAAAAUUGGACACCAAAGGAGGCAUCAUCUGCACUGGCUGUUUGUCUAUAGCCUUUGCAAUUACCUAUUUGGUACUUAUGGACGACUAUUUCUGGAGAAAUGGAUUGUACGAUCUUGGGAUACACAUUUCUUCUCUGCAAAUAUUGGGCAGCUUGUGCUUGCUAAUUGGAGCUUUUAAGGAAAAUUACAAAUGCUUUGUGCCAUGGAUGAUUACUACAGGAUUCUUUUUGUAUCUCAUGAUCUACUUGACCAUUGUUCUGUUGACCACGAAUGGCUACUGGAUUUUCGUUCCAACGAUGGCGUUGCCCUUUGCAGUUUACCUGAGUUUCGCUUUGUACUCGGUGCAAAAGGCAUUCGACAGGAUGCGCAAGGAGGAGCCGCCAGCAUAUACAAAUUUGCACGACAAAAAGGAUUAUAUUAGUUAUAUUUAAAAAUAUAUAUAUAUAUUUGCCAUAAGACGAAAAUAUUUAUAAAAAAAAUCUACUAUGGUAGUGAGAGAGUUUGCUGCUGAUUAGAUAAAAGCAAUAUAAAAGCUUUUUAAUUAUCGA